UCGUCUUCCAUAGCUACACAACAACAAGGCCUUUUAUAUUAACCAAAUAACAUUAUUUUAAGCGAAAUUACUCUUUUAAUUUUUAUAUUAUAAAAAUUAAAUAAUAAAUUUUUCGUUAUGUUAAUGCACAAUUUUAUUCUUUUAUAUUACUUCUCAAUUCCACUCUUAAUUUGCUUAAUUACCCAUUUCGCAAUCCAGAAGAAACUUAUCAACAUGGGUGAUGUUCCAAGUCCUUACAUUGAGCCGCCACCUCCUGCUCAGAAAUCCAACUUCCCAAUGCUAUAUUAUGGCCUUGUAAUUAUUGGGACAGCAGUCAUCGUAUUGUUCACUUACAACCUUAUCAUCAUCAAGUGGUGCGCCAAUCGUCGACGCCAUGACCUGCAGUCUGGCCAGAGACCAACUCGGUUUACAGACUCGGCAGCAGCUGGACGGAGUUUCGACUUGUCGACUUUCAAAUACAGGAAGGAUGAGAAUAUGAGUACCCAAGGCCAAGGCAGUGACUCUGAAUGUGCUGUUUGCUUAUCAGUUUUUGAAGAGGGAGAAGAGAUCAGGAAAUUGCCAGGAUGCAAUCACUCGUUUCAUGCUCCUUGUAUAGAUAUGUGGCUGUAUUCUCACUCUGAUUGCCCACUUUGUCGUUCCCGAGUUGCUGCUUCUUAUUCCUUCUGCCGUCGACAUUCUGCAGCAUCUACGCUAGAGAAUUCUCAAGAAAAUUUGCUGGGUGGAAACGUUCAUUUCGUGCCUCUCGUCUAGACUCUUGGCUGUGUUGCCAAAUCAGAUUUAAUUGCCUCUUUGCCGGGCAUGGCGGUGCCGGACAAUUCUUGGAUUUUUUUUUUUUAAUUUUCAUUUUGUAAUUUUGGGUUCUUGUGUCUUUUUUGUAUUUGUUGAUUGGGCAGCCAUGAUCACUAGGAUUGUUUGGUUUGGUGAACCAUCUUCCACUAAAUGCGUUGUAAGCUGAUCUUGUGUUUGUAUCAAGAGUGGAGUCUUUGCUGACAGCUGAGACGGUAGGUAGGGACAGAUAUUAGUAGUCCGCUUUGUGCAUAGAUUUUCUUUCUUUUUUGGUGAAAUGUUGUUAAUUAGUUGGCAGUAGCUGAAAUCAUUAGCUGAUUCUCUUCAAAGUACGUGGAAUGUAUUUAGGGAAUAUUAUUAUUUUGUUUUGUAUUAUAACAACAUUAAUGACUUGGUCUUUCUAUUUUAGAAAA
Messenger RNA from Manihot esculenta (cassava), 1199 nucleotides. Its product is annotated as RING-H2 finger protein ATL51. The transcript has a single exon. The record is from RefSeq and is a predicted model, not a curated record. Gene Ontology annotation, biological process: protein ubiquitination. The coding region runs from base 118 to 750 and encodes 210 amino acids. NCBI's taxonomy places the organism in Eukaryota, Viridiplantae, Streptophyta, Magnoliopsida, Malpighiales, Euphorbiaceae.